AAUAACCGGCGAUAUUCUGCAAUCCGAAGGACUUUGUGUGCGGCGCCGGGAUGCGCGGCAGGAAAUUAACUCCGACGGGAAUGGUUUCUCUCAAAGUGCCGCGACAGGAUUGGAGGAAAUGUUUCUUUUCUGGCAGCUGAAAUCCCUCCUGCGGUCGCAGCGAGGGCUGCCGAACGCACCGGGGACUUUUGCGGAGACUUAAAGCAGAUGCCGGCGUUAAUACCGGAAUGACCUUGGGAUCGGUGUGUGUGGAUCCCUCACUUCCCCCCGCCGGGCUCCAGAACUCUCGGCUGAAGGCGGUUCUGGCAUUUCUGGGGCCUUUCGGAAACCGCGAGUGUGUACAAUUAAUUACCUGCCUAACGAUUCCGGAACUAAUCGAGCAUUUACUUAAAACUGAACCCAGAAGAUGCUUUCUGUUAAUGUUUGCUUUCUGCCCAGCUGCAAAUACAGUGAGCAAGGUAACGUCCUGCAAUUAGAAGAACGAUUAUUUUAAGCGGUUAUUUAUCACGCCGUUCACCUAUAAACGUAGGAGCCCUAAAGCCACGUAGAAGAUGAAGCAGAACAGCAGGAUGAUGGAGUAGUAAACAAUGGCAGCUUUUCUGGUCAAAUCAGCGUUUCGUUAGCAUCGCAGCAGAAUGCGGAUGGAAGUUUCUGUCCCUGUGGUGUGGGGGUUUGUGAAAUGAUUCAGGUGUUGCUACAGAGGUGAGCGCUGCCAUGGCCGGACCCGUGAACUCCCGAGCGCUGGGCUCUGCUACAGCAGAGCUCCCAAAGAUGAUGAUUUUAAAUUGCCGUUGCUGAAAUAGAAUUCAAGAGGAUUUAUUUUGUCUGUGGGGACCUUGAGCUAAGGCGUGCCAGAGGUGAUGCGCUGAUGCUGAGGAGCAUCAACAGCUGUGGGACAGUAGAACCCUCCCAACUGUAAGCACUGGCAGCAGGAGAGACCGUGGGACACUGGAGCAGUCCGGCUGCCGCUGAGCGGGUCACCUGCCUGCUGCCUGCAGUCACAGUGAUCCCACCACAAAACAUGAACCGGUCGCGAUGGGUUGAAUGGAGGACUCUGAAUAUGAGCGGUAGCGUGGUGAACCUGUCUGAGCACCUCUCCUGCCCUCUGGGAAUUGGUCACUACAACGCAGUCGACAUCUGUAUCCUCGAGACAGUUGUUAUCGUCCUGCUCACCUUCCUGAUCAUUGCGGGUAACCUGACUGUUAUCUUCGUUUUCCACUGCGCCCCGCUUCUGCACCAUUACACCACCAGCUAUUUCAUUCAGACCAUGGCCUACGCCGACCUUUUUGUUGGAGUUAGCUGCUUGGUCCCCACGCUGUCCCUGCUUCACUAUUCAACAGGCGUCCACGAGUCCCUGACGUGCCAAGUUUUCGGAUACAUCAUCUCCGUGCUGAAAAGCGUGUCCAUGGCAUGUCUGGCUUGCAUCAGCGUGGAUCGCUAUCUCGCCAUAACAAAGCCUCUCUCCUAUAAUCAACUGGUCACACCUUGUCGCUUGAGAAUCUGCAUCAUUUUGAUUUGGAUAUACUCUUGCCUGAUCUUCUUGCCUUCCUUUUUCGGCUGGGGAAAACCUGGUUACCACGGAGACAUUUUUGAGUGGUGUGCUACCUCCUGGCUAACUAAUGCCUACUUCACUGGCUUUAUCGUCUGCUUACUGUACGCUCCUGCUGCCUUUGUCAUCUGUUUCACGUACUUCCACAUCUUCAAGAUCUGCCGGCAGCACACCAAAGAGAUCAACGAUCGGAGGGCUCGGUUUCCCAGCCACGAAGUGGAUGCUGCUGGGGAGACGGGGCACAGCCCUGACCGCCGCUACGCCAUGGUGUUGUUUCGGAUCACCAGCGUGUUCUACAUGCUGUGGCUUCCCUAUAUCAUAUACUUCCUGCUGGAGAGCUCUAGGGUGUUGGAGAACCCCGCGCUUUCCUUCUUAACAACGUGGCUUGCUAUAAGCAAUAGUUUCUGCAACUGUGUGAUCUAUAGCCUCUCCAACAGUGUUUUUAGGCUGGGACUACGGAGACUGUCAGAGACCAUGUGUUCAUCUUGCACGUGUUUAAAGGACAGGGAUGUACAGGACCCUAAACCAAGGAAACGGGCUAAUUCCUGUUCCAUUUAAAGAACACCGGCGCGUGCCAUCAGAUGUGGAGCUUUGAUAGCGUUUGCUGUAUCUGGGAACUUACCAGAGGAGAAAUGUUUACUUGAAUAGUUUGCUAUGCUGUUAGAGAUGAGUUUAAAAGUGCUUUUGGGAAAGAAAAGGCUGCUGUAAGAGGGGUCGCUGGACUCUGACUGUAGCUCUGAAAUUGUGAGCAGAGCCAUUCAGCAGAGACAACAGAGAAAGUCAGAACUUAAAUCUUCCAAAGGGCAUGAUGCAGCUCCUGCAUGGCAGGAGAGUCCUCACAAAAUAAACGAGUUAGUUACUACCUUCUCUUUUCUCCCUCGUAGAAAAGUUGUCUUACUAUCUUUGUGUCAGAAUAUACUGUAGCCUUCUGAAUUUAAGUAUAUUUACGAGGAAGCAAUCAACUACACAGUAAGUGGCUAUCCGUAAAUUAUAUUCCUGAGGACUUGCAGUAGAUGUUGCAGAUCAAUAACCAGCUCUGUCUCUGCUCACACCUGGUACCAUUUUCAGUUACACAGACAAUCUGCAGUGCAUACAACCUACGCAGGGCGUGAUGCUUUUUGGAUAAAAGGGCACAUUCUGCUACAACCAAACCUCCCCCUCUCAUUUCCUUUUAUUUCCACCCCCUCUGCCCCUUCCAUCCCGUGCAUCUUUAGAUCCCAUCGUGUUGCAGGGGUUUAGUUUGAGGGCACCUACGAGGUAAGCUGAGUAACUGCAGCUGCCCGCCUGUAAGGACUUCUUCUGUCUUUCAUUCUCUCGAUCCUGCUAAAUUAGCACACGGUGUUGAUGUAAUGUCCUUUAGGGUGUACUAAAGCUUUUCCCUUAUUGUCUACACAAAUAAUCCUAACGCAGAUAUGGUAUUCGCACACAGCAGUGCGCAUCACUGCUUAGAAAAUUAAAAAUAAGUAACGAAACCUUUUCUUUUGGAAGUCUAGCUUACUGUUGUGGCUGCCAAUCCUUUGUGUGAACCUAGCUUGCACAUCCUGUAUUCUUUUCAGAUUACUUUUUUUUUUUUUUAAGAGAAAAUGUAAGCUGUGGUCUGUGCCUAAUGUUUUCCUAGCACAUGGGAUAGGUCAGUGCUACAGGAUUAAAACACUGCACUCAUUUUAAGAGAAAUCCUUCUGUGCAGUUGUUGAAUAGAUGUUUGUCAGACAAGCUCUUGGAGAAGGUGAACAAGGCAGUUUGGUAUCAAAUACAGGCAAUGAGCUUCAGUAUUUCCUUUUGUAGUGAACUGACUUUCAGGUCCACUGACUAAAUCUUUUUUAUUUCGCAAGGGCACACAUUGGGUUUGUGAAAUAAAUUGCCAGGGGUUCAGAUGCAUGCCAGUCGAUAAAAGAAAUUAUUAUUUUGAACCAAAUGUAAUUUUCUUAGAUGGUUAUUGGCUUUUAAAAAAGGCCCAAUUAUUGAUUAUUGGUGCCUUUUAACACUGCACUAUGAUUCCUCCUUUCACCAAAACGCAUAUGUAAUAUCGUGCCUAUUACUUUUUGUAAUGGAAGCUAACCACGUUUGCACACUUGUGGUUUGACUCUAGAUCUCCCGUACUGAUGUACUCUCUGUUUUGUGGAGGUGGUUCUGAACCCCUGUACGUUUCUAAACCUGUAAGAAAGAUGAAACAAUGGAAUAAAGUAGUAUUAUGUAUAUCAAA
Molecule: messenger RNA, 3752 nt
Organism: Tympanuchus pallidicinctus (lesser prairie-chicken)
Lineage: Eukaryota; Metazoa; Chordata; Aves; Galliformes; Phasianidae
Gene: GPR52
Product: G protein-coupled receptor 52
Exons: 2
Coding region: 1022-2107 (361 amino acids)
Biological process (GO): G protein-coupled receptor signaling pathway
Cellular component (GO): membrane
Molecular function (GO): G protein-coupled receptor activity
Source: RefSeq, a predicted model, not a curated record